Messenger RNA from Talaromyces rugulosus, 1230 nucleotides. RefSeq lists its product as uncharacterized. The record is from RefSeq and is a predicted model, not a curated record. Lineage: Eukaryota; Fungi; Ascomycota; Eurotiomycetes; Eurotiales; Trichocomaceae. The transcript has a single exon. Bases 1 to 1230 code for a protein of 409 amino acids.
AUGACCGCCGAUCACCCCCCUUCGCAGAGCUCAGUCUUUGCCUCGCUACACCGCAAAUCGAAAACCUCAGAACCGUCGGUCAAAGACAACCGCGACGCAGCUGUUCGCGAGGCCAAGCAGUAUAUCCACGACGUUGUGCGCAGCGACUGGGCCUUUGAGCCGCCUGCCACCCUGUGGUCGCCUUCGACCACCUCGCCACCGUCGUCCAUCCUGUCCGCCCCGGCCACGGCGACGACUAGUAAUACUAAUUCGAAUAAUACGACUGCUGCUACUACUACCUCGUCGGAAUCGAGUCAAUCGCUGACAGAAGUACCAGCUUCUGACGUCGUCGAAUGGCGGUUGCGCGAGUACGGCAGCUCGGGCUCGGAAUUCGACACCGACACUGGUCCCGCCACCACGAAGCCGGGGCCUACUGAGAAGAGCCCGUAUCGGUUUGAGAGUCCGGAUGCUAUACAUGAAAGCCUCGCUGAGCGGAGGCGGACACGGCGCGCGGCUUUGGAAGAGGAAGCCCAGUGGAAUCCUGGGUUGCGCUUCUUUUUGGAAAGGCGUGAUGCGUGGACGGGGUCCAAGAAGAGGAAAGCUAUAUCAGACCAUGCUGCGCAGCAGCAGCACGACACAGAGCCCGACGGGCUUGCCAAUGGAGAAUGCUCCAGCGCUGAAACGAAGGAUCAAGAAACCACGCCUCUGACGGAAAUGUUGAACGAUCUAAAGCUGGGGGACAAAGACACGCAAUCAAAAAAUCUAAACCAUUCCGACUGCUACGAAUCCGACGACUCUUUAGUCCCCGUCAUGAGCCCAUUCAUUCCAAAUUCAAAUUGUAUACGUUCCUCCAUCACGCCCGCCAUAUACGCGUCCAUCUACAGCAAAGUGAUCCUACAGGGCCUCACUCCCACCGUACCUAUCAACCUGUCCGAUGUCAUAAAAGCCAUAGUCGCCGGAUGGAAAGCCGACGGCCAAUGGCCGCCCAAAAUCACAAUGCCGCCCCCAGGAUCAGACGUGCCCGUGCGGAAAAAGGGUCGCCCUGUAGCAAACAACGCAGACAAGGCCAGCCGAAGAGGGAGCUUCGGUGGCCAUGGAUCCGGCGUUGCCAACGCUGUCAAGAAGGUUCUCGGUUUCUCUCAUUUACGACGGCUGAGCCGCAGUUCAACAAACGGUGAAGCAGGCGAUGCAGCAUCGACGGCCACAAACGGGUUGACGGUUGAGGUUAUUGAAGAGGCUGGUCAUCGUUAG